GUCACUCGAUACCUGGAGAUGUUAUCAUUUACUUUUCAAAUCUCUCCAAACUGAGGAAGAGAACAGGUUGUAACCUAAAACUUGAGCGGUCAGGUUACGGGUCAUGGAGGAUGUUUGUGAUAAGAGAGCGACAUUUGAUGACUUCCUCCUCAGCCUUCAUGGGGGGAGGAUUUGGGCCCCUAUCGGCUGGACGGAGAUUUCAGCAGACCUGGUUAAACCAAAUAAAUAGAGGGACGACGUGUGAGGCUUUCUGUGUCUCUCGGAGGAAGAUCAAACUCACUUCAUCAGACCUUUAAAUCCGGCCGAGGUCCGACAUACAAAAUGGCUUCUGCCUGCACUUUCCUCUCUGAAGAGCAGUUUCGGUGCUCCAUCUGUCUGGAUGUGUUCACUGAUCCAGUCUCCAUACCAUGUGGACACAACUUCUGCAAGAACUGCAUUACUCAUCACUGGGAUGUUAAUAAGACCUGUGAGUGUCCCAUGUGUAAGACAGUUCAUCACAGUAGACCUGAGCUCCACGUCAACACGUUCAUAUCAGAGAUGGCUGCUAAUUUCAGACAGUCAACAAAAAAGAAAAGCAGCAGAAUGUCUCUGAAGAAACACACCAACUCUGGAGAAGUUCUGUGUGACGUCUGCACUGAAUCCAAAACGAAGGCUCUAAAGUCCUGCCUGAUGUGUAUGACCUCCUACUGUGAGACUCACCUGGAGCCUCAUCACAGAAUCCCAGGCCUGAAGAGACACGAGUUGAUCGAUCCUGUGGAGAAUCUGGAGGACAGAAUCUGUAAAAGUCACAGCAAACCUCUGGAGAUGUUCUGUGAGACGGAUCAGAUGUGUGUGUGUCGAAGAUGCAUCAAUAUAGAUCAUAAGCCACAUCGUAUUGUUACUCUAAUGGAUGAAUAUCAGAGCCAAAAGGCUGUGCUGGGAGAGACAGAGGAGGAAAUUCAGAAAAUGAUCGAGGAGAGACGCCUGAAGAUUCAGGAGAUGAAGGAUUCAGUGGAGCUCAGCCGGGAAGAUACAGAGCGAGAGAAAUCAGACAGCGUGCAGGUCUUCACAGCUCUGAUCCAAAAUGUUGAGAAUCACCUGGCUCAGCUACUUGUGCUUAUUGAGGAGAAGCAGAAAACAAAAGAGGAGAAGGCUGAAGGCUUUAUCAAAGAGCUGGAAGAUGAAAUCUCUGAGCUGAUGGAGAGAAGCACCGAAGUCGAGCUGCUCACACGCACUGAAGACCACCUCCAGUUCCUCCAAAACCUCCCAUCACUUAACGCUGCUCAACCCACUAAAGACUGGACGGAGGUCAGAGUUCACUCAUCGUAUGAGGGGAUGGUGAGGAGAGCUGUGGCUCAGCUGGAGGAGAAACUCAGUGAAGAGGUGGAGAAGCAGCUUGAGUCUGAGCUGAGGAGGAUCCAGCAGUAUGCAGUGGAUAUCACUCUGGAUCCUGAUACAGCAAAUUCCAAACUGAUUCUGAAAAAUGACGGGAAACAAGUGAACUAUUGCGAUGCAAAACACAAUCUCCCAGACAUCCAAAAGAGGUUUUCUACUUGUGCUUGUGUUUUGGGAAAACAGAGUUUUUCUUCUGGAAAGUUUUAUUUUGAGGUUCAGGUUAAAGGUAAAACUAAAUGGGAAUUAGGAAUAGCCAGAGAGUGGGUGAACAGGAAGGGACAAAUCACACUCAGCCCAAGGAAUGGAUUCUGGGCAAUUUGGCUGAGGAAUGGAAGUGAAUACAGAGCGUUUGCUGGUCCCUCUGUCUUCCUCUCUCUGAAGUCGCAGCCACAGAAGGUUGGGGUGUUUGUUGAUUAUGAGGAGGGUGUGGUCUCCUUCUAUGAUGUAGAUGCAGCAGCUCUCAUCUACUCCUUCACUGGCUGUAACUUUGGUUGCAAACUCUACCCAUACUUCCGUCCCUGUAAUCUUGACAAUGGCAAAAACUCUGCCCCUCUAAUCAUCUCUUCUGUCAGUGACAAAGGUUUUAGUAUUUAACCAUUAAAUGUUGCAGUUCAGCUUCUUGGAUCUCAGCCAUUUUGCACCCACCUCACCUGUGCUGGCCACACUCACCUCAACAGUCAACUCAGCUCCCCUUUGCACACAGCUGCUGUAGAUGUACAGUCAAGCUAGGAUAUAAGCCUCUCAAGCUCACUCACUCUUUGCCAGAUUGAUCAUCACAACCCUGAUGAAGGCCACAAGCCGAAACGCGUCGGUCUAAUUUGUUAAUAAAGUUGAUCUUCAUACUACAAGUGUUGCUGGAGCUUUUUGACCUCUUCAAGCCUUUCACUCUUCAUGCACCUUGUUAGCUGAUGAAGUUGUGCCGCUUUGCUUCUCCGGAUUGCACUUCACCAUCUCAUCCAAGACUUCCCAGCACUCUUCUUUGGAUUAAUUACCAGUUGCUGACCCUGUGUGCCUCUGACAAUUGCGUCUUAUUGUAAUCCAGGAAAUCGGCUCAGCCUUGUGUCCAUGACCACGAGUUAUGGCUCAGCGUCCCUGGCUUCUUUCUUCCUCUCCCCCAGGGCUCCACAUAGCAAGUUUACAUGUGUCCUUACCUGUUGAUUCCAGAGGUUUUGAGACCUUCACCGUGUCGCUACAUCUUUAAACUAACCUGCUUACCUUCCUUACCCUCCUCUUGGUUCAAAUUCGUCUUCUCCCCUCCCGUAACUGGAGUUUUUUGUUUAUAUGGACUGCUGACCUGUAUCCAAACCUGCUGCUGUCUCGACCACAUCUCCUGCCUGCUCCCUAACAGUACUUUUAUUCUUUCUUGAACUAUUUGUGUGUUAGUUACCUCUAUACCACACUCAUCCUUGAAUAACAUUCAAGGAUUUUGGGGUUGCACCUGGCCACAGUUGAGCAGAUUUUUGUGUCGGAUUCAAGCAGACACUUACGGUUAUGGAUUUUAUAGUUUGACCCAUGCCUCAUCUGUUGGCAUGGAGGAGGCGGGGCUUAUGGCCGGCAGUGCAACCAGUUAGUAGGGGUAGCUCCAAAUCUUUUGGCUUCACUUGUAGUGAGUGGCCAUGUCAUCCAACUUUCAAUACAGUCUAUUGUCUAGUGAUUAUUAAACAAUACUCACACGCAUUCCACCAUAACUUGUGGAAUCACAGAAGAAUCAAAUCUCACUGUAAAUGAUCAUUGUCUAAAUGAAAAUAUAAGACUGAUAUGUGAUGCUUGUGUCAAUUAAAGAUAUUUCU
Molecule: messenger RNA, 3164 nt
Organism: Labrus bergylta (ballan wrasse)
Lineage: Eukaryota; Metazoa; Chordata; Actinopteri; Labriformes; Labridae
Product: E3 ubiquitin-protein ligase TRIM39
Molecular function (GO): protein binding; zinc ion binding
Source: RefSeq, a predicted model, not a curated record